Manis javanica (Malayan pangolin) is the source of this 2187-nucleotide messenger RNA. The record is from RefSeq and is a predicted model, not a curated record. NCBI's taxonomy places the organism in Eukaryota, Metazoa, Chordata, Mammalia, Pholidota, Manidae.
GGCCUCUGUGGAGUGGCAGUGCAGGUCUGGCUUAGGUGAGGCGGGGCCUGAGGCGCCUGUAAUCUUUGCCUCGGCGCUGCGUCUUGACCCCGGAAGCAGGGUGUCGGGCUCUGGUGCUGAUACGACGGGGGACUGCGGCGCGAGCCUCAGAAGCAGCAAAGGCAAUGUUUCACUUCUUCAGAAAGCCUCCGGAAUCUAAGAAGCCCUCAACGCCAGAGACAGAAGCAGAUGGAUUUGUCCUUUUAGGGGAUACAGCACCUGAGGAGAGGAUAGCAGCAAGAGGUAAAACUUCAGAAGGAGACAGUAACCAGCCUUUGGAGACUGGCAAGGAAAGCUCAUCCAGUGUGACUGUAGCAGGCCCCGAGGCGGAAAAUAAGGCAGGCCAGACUCUGGAAAACAGCUCCUUAAUGGCUGAGCUUCUGAGUGACGUACCCUUCACCUUGGCCCCGCACGUGCUGGCCGUGCAGGGCACCAUCAGUGACCUUCCAGACCACUUACUCGCCUAUGAUGUCAGCGAAAACUUAUCAAGGUUUUGGUAUGAUUUCACUCUUGAAAAUUCAGUGCUCUGUGAUUCAUAAUCUUUAUGUCUGUUUGCACCUUAACAGCUUUAAAACAAGUUUGCCUAUUUUAUUUAACCUGUUUGAUGUUCUUCGCCAUUUCACUGUGCAAAGGUCCUCAGAAAAGCAAGGAUCAGAAAGCAAAUAACAUUACGUUCAUUGCUCUAUUUUUUAGAAUAAAGUAUAUUUGUACAAAAUGGAACUCAAGUUCUACUCCCUUUCCCCAAAGUAAUAAACACAAAAACUGAGCUAUCAAGGUUUUAUGAAAGGAAUAGAGUCCUUCAACAGGUCUCUCAAAAUGCAACGCCUCACAUUUAUCUUAGAACAGUAAGAAAGGACAAGGGCACUUAGUUACCAUUACUCUGAGGUCUGUGCUUAGACUGGUGAGUGAAUUCUCUUCUCUGGUUUGGAGGAGACUUGAAUUAAUGUUAUUCCCUAUCUUCUUCCACAGUGUUUAUGCAUGAACUCAGAGGAAAAAAAAUUGCCAGUUAGCUUAAUUUCUUCAGUCCUGAUUUAGACACUGAUGUGGACACUUAGAACACUUCCUAAAAAAGCAGUAUACAGAAAUCCUGUGACCCCUGCGGACACUGUCUCUUCUGAACACUCAGCUGCAGUUUCCUGAAACCCAUGGCAGUCCUUUCCAUCCUGAGUGAUGGCUGUGUUCCUGCCUUUGUUUUCUGCCUUAUUGCUACUUCAGACUGAACUGUCACCCGCUUUCCCAAGAACUUUCCGUGCUCUGCCUCAGUUGGCAUUUGCUCCCCUUACCACAUAUGUUCCCAGUUUAUGAAGAGAUCCGCAUUUCCUUUCAAUCUCUCUGCCUCCUAAAGAAAAACAGCUCAUGAUGAUACAUGUUAUUGCUGAUAACACCCUUAUUUAGAAAUUUGUUGGCCACAAUACAGAUGGAAGUGUUUUACUGCUAGAAAAACUGAAAUAACUCAUUUCCAGUUAGAGAAUAGGCCAGACACCUAGCUAUGACUUUCAGUUCUUGAAUAUCCAUUAUUUGUUCAGCUAAAACAGAAAACUGCCAUUGGUCAAUAGCCUGUAAAGGGAAGAGGUAAAUUGUGGUAGAGUAUUUUCUAUGCCAUGGAAAACUCAAAUCACAUUUGUUUUGAUUACGAGCAAUACAAUUUAUUUAUUCUGUGCCAAAUUUUAAGUAUAUUUUCACAAAGAUAGAGUGCUGUAGUAAAACUAAACACUGCAUAAAGUUACCUGAAUUAUUCAAGUUUUAACCUGUUAUGCAUGUUUUUAAAAUAAAUGUAGCAUGGUCUUGAUAGAAAUACCAUAUAAUUUAAAAGGUGAACAUUUCUAUUGAAAAAUAAGGCAAAUGGUUAAAUUAGAUCUUUACAUAGUUUUCAUAAAGCAUCAGUCUGGAAAAUGUGACUUAUUAAUAAUGCAAAUGUGAACAUUUUAUAGCAGCAUUUGUGAAAACACACCCUUUUCAAUACCCAUGUUGAUGUACCGUAAAGCUAAAUGUAAGCAUGUCAUCAAUUUGUCUAAUAUAUAUUAAAUUUUACUUAAAAUAAACAUUUCACUUAUAUUUAUGUUUUCCAUGUUAUAAAUAUGCUUAUUAUAAGUAUUUUCACUUGUCUACAAAAAUUGUUAUAUUUAAAUAAAUGUGAAUUAAAAUAAA